UCAUGCUCAAGAUCCCAAAAUGUCAUAAGCAAAUAACAAACGUAAUUUUAAAACAAGAACUUAGAACAGCUGAAAAUCGAAGCAAAAAUUUUCUGCAACUAACAAAUUUUCGCAAUGGCCUCUCGCGAUGCGUGCCCGACGAUAAAGAACAUUCUUUUGCUGGACUCGGAAGGGAAGCGUGUAGCUGUGAAAUACUACUCGGAUGACUGGACGACUAAUAAUUCGAAGUUGGCUUUUGAAAAAUCCUUGUUUGCAAAGACUAUGAAGUCAAAUGCUCGGACAGAAGCGGAAGUCACUAUGUUUGACAACUACAUUAUUGUCUAUAAAUUCGUCCAAGAUCUUCACUUCUUUGUGACGGGAGGUGAUGAUGAAAACGAACUGAUCUUAGCUUCUGUUCUUCAAGGAUUCUUUGAUUCAGUUUCUCUUCUCUUGAGGAGUACUGUUGACAAGAGGGAGGCACUUGAAAACUUGGAUCUCAUCUUCUUGUGCCUUGAUGAGAUUGUCGAAAAAGGGAUGAUACUCGAAACAGAUGCCAAUUUAAUCGCAGGAAAAGUGGCAAUAAAUAGCAUGGAUCCCGGCGCACCCUUGUCGGAGCAGACAAUUAGCCAAGCAUUGGCUACAGCACGUGAACAUUUGACAAGAACCCUCUUUCAGUAAAAAGCUACACCAGAUGCACAGAGAAAAUGGCGUCGUCGACUUUUUGUUCGAUGUGUUGGCAUGUAGUAGUUCAUCCCGUAUUAUAUUUUUUUGUUCUGAUCAAGAUGAAUAGCGAGGAUUAUUUCGUUUUGGCCUGCUUUUAAUAUGUUUGUCCGAAUGAAUAAUCUCUUUUAUUUUAUCUUUUGGGGUUUCUCCAAA
Molecule: messenger RNA, 855 nt
Organism: Mercurialis annua (annual mercury)
Lineage: Eukaryota; Viridiplantae; Streptophyta; Magnoliopsida; Malpighiales; Euphorbiaceae
Product: coatomer subunit zeta-2-like
Exons: 6
Coding region: 115-657 (180 amino acids)
Biological process (GO): intracellular protein transport; intra-Golgi vesicle-mediated transport; retrograde vesicle-mediated transport, Golgi to endoplasmic reticulum
Cellular component (GO): COPI vesicle coat
Source: RefSeq, a predicted model, not a curated record